Dendroctonus ponderosae (mountain pine beetle) is the source of this 5402-nucleotide messenger RNA. RefSeq lists its product as uncharacterized. The transcript has 15 exons. The record is from RefSeq and is a predicted model, not a curated record. Gene Ontology annotation, molecular function: guanyl-nucleotide exchange factor activity. The coding region runs from base 349 to 4926 and encodes 1525 amino acids. NCBI's taxonomy places the organism in Eukaryota, Metazoa, Arthropoda, Insecta, Coleoptera, Curculionidae. Gene Ontology annotation, biological process: positive regulation of Rho protein signal transduction.
CUUUCUUCAUUCCUCGGCGAACGGUCGUACAAAGCGCGAAGAACGACUGGCGCAUUUCGACUGUAUCGCGAUCGUAUCGCGAGUUGUAAGUAGUACUGUUACUUUGUGAAAUACAUUGUAGGUACUUUGCCCUAGUGUUUGAUGUGCUUGUUGACGUUUUUCAUUUUAUAAACUGUGACCGAUUCUUCGGAUUACCAUAGUUGGUGAGGUUUUGUGACUUUGGUGGCAUGUAAGGGUACCUACCUAUAUUUGGAUAAUCUCUAGAUUGGAUUUUGCUUAUUGAAAAGAUUCGCAUGGGUGAUGGGCCCUUACCAAUUUGUGACAUGUUAACACAUAUGUUGCACUCCUAUGGCAGCUUUGGUUAGCCAUGCAAUGCAUCGAUUUCCUACGUCGCCUCCAGAUGCCGUACACUCAUCAUACGGUUUAAGGAGUGAAAGCAGCUCUCGGCGCGGCGGUGACGUUUCUAAUCGAUCAUCAUCAGGCAGCACCGGAGCCUUGUCGCGCUCCAUGCGGUACGCAGAGCCGUGGCUUUACGGCAGCGUGAGCACUUCUGGAGGCCUCCUGUUAGCCCCUGCUUUAGUGCUGUGCCAAUGUUCCGAUUACGUAACAGGUAGUAGGCGAUCCUCAUCGAAAAAAUCGCCUCAUUUGUGCAAAAAGUGCAAAGGUACACGAUUGCCUCUAACUUCUACCGAUUCGAAGUUUGGAACGGUACGAUGUUAUCCGACAUCGCAGCAGAUCGCUUCCAGUGCCCCUCUAAGGGCCGGGACGGUUCGUGUUACUUCAUCAUCCCGGCCAUCUAUUCUGCCCACAGCAGACCCCUACGAUCUGAUGAGAAGAUCAAGGCUAUCGGUUCCAGAAACAACUUCGACUGUUUCCCCUUUUCGUGACACUACAAAAUCUCCUACAAAAAAUAGCAGAGAUAAUACAAAACCGAACAACAGUGGGAGCAAAGGAAAAAGUACAAAACAGAAUACUUCAUACAAUUCGACUUUCGGGCGUCGCUCGAUUUUAGAAUGCGAUGUUAAUCCAUACGAGUUAAUGUGCAAUGAAAGUGCAGCAAAAUCCAAGGAAGCAAAAGUUCCAAAACAUAAAAAUGUUACUUUAGUGAAUGGGCAGCGCAUAAGGUUGCGAUCAGAUGUGGACCAUCAGGACUAUGAAGACGUCCAAGUUCCUAAAAAUGGCAAACUGCCCAACAAAGCGAUUUCGCAGUUCUCAGUUGCGCAAUUGUCCGAGGAUAAUUCAUCAGGAGUUCGAUUGUUAUCAACGCCCGCAAAGCCUGACAAGGAUUCGGACUCCGCAUAUAAUACCCUCAAUUCAAGUCGUUUCAAGUCAAUAUUGAAAAAAAGAGGAUCGAACUACAACGGCGAUUCAUCUCCAUAUUCGGAUGUGGAGGAAGCAGUAAGCCCUACUUCGACCCGAAAAACAGGCACCAAAUUUUAUGUUCCCGUACCAAUGCCGUUAACUCCUCGGAAAAAGGUUCAGUUUUUGGACGCUGGUUUUACUGACGGAAGUGAAGAAGAAGCUCUGGAUGUGGGUAAAGACGAACCAUUCGAAUUAAUCGAAAAUAUAACUGAGUCGGUUGAACCGAAACUCAAACAUGAAGAAACAGAAACACACACAAUCGAUAAAGAUGAAACUACUGAUGAAGUCUUCGAAGAUGCAUUAGAAGAAAUUGAUACGAAUAUUGAGCCACCAACUGCAAAGAAAGCCCCAGAAGUAAAACGAACACCAAAAGUCUAUCGAAGUAACAGCGAUUGUAUCAAUGGCGGCCAGGAGAGCGUGGAAUUUUACGACACAAUGGCUCUACGAACACGAAAACGAAGUGACUCGAGGUUAGUGUUCUCUGAACAUGCUUUGGCAAAGUUGGACGGAAUAACUACCAGAACUCGCAAGAUUAGUCCACUGAAGCUACGGCCGACUAGAGCGCCACCACCACCGCCCAUAACCGCAGAUCAACAACCAAAAGAGCGUAAUAACGCAAAAACUACUAUCGAAGAUAAACUGCCAGCUGAAGAUCGGAAGUCAGAAGACAACUGUACAGUUGACCAAAAACCAGAUAAUGACUCCGGUAAAAAGGAGUUAGAAAAAUCGACUGUUGCUGAAGCAGCCGCUCAAGCUCACAAAAUAUCUGUUAACAGUAAUGUAAACAAACCUGAGGAUGUAGCAAAAGAGAUGUCACCUCCAAGUGCACCACCACGAAAACGCAGCAGCAGCAAGCAGGCUGGAGUGAAAAUCGUGAAUCUAGCUGAAGCUGCUCCAUCCGUCAAAAUUGAGUCUCCAAAACCAGACAAAGCAAAUAAAACCAUAGUGCAAAUUUGUUCGCCAGUUACGGAUCAUAAAAUAAAAAUUAAAAAUGAUUAUGCAGAUUUUGCCAAUGUGAAUGGGGGACAAAUAAUCUCGAUUUUUGAAAACCCUCAAAGAAAAACCUCUAUAAUGAUUAAUGGCGACGACUGUUAUUCCACAGUAAUUAAUGAUAACGUGCCUCUGUAUCAGUCAUCUGUGGUUGUCAAUGAUGAAUCGAAUCCUGUUCAGGUCACAACCAAACAUAACAGCAGUACGAUUUACAUAACAGGGUCUUUCAGUCCUCAUCCUGCUAUUGGAGAAACACCCAAAGAAACAUCGUUCAGACGUGCGAGUUCCAAUGACGCAAAUGAGAUGGUGACAUCCUUCAAUACAACUACUGAGAUUGAAACCCUCGAGAUUGGAAUCGCUAAACACGAAGACAAACCAACCUUGCGACUCGCCUUAGAUUCAUCUUCAUCUUCCGAGCUGCUGAAAGAACUUCUUCGGGAUCCCGUUGAAGCAGUUCGCCACAAUCUAGUCCCCCAUGUCUGUGGAAAAUCAGAUGUGGCUAGGCGACAAAGAGAUAACAAAUUUCCCAAGCACAUCUUGCCCCUCGGUAAAACCGAGUCUCUUCUCGAGUCUCCUUUAGAAGAAUCAAAUCUUCCCAUUUCCCUAGAAGACUCUUUUCUAAGACUAAGAAACUACGAAUCUGUGCGAGACGAAAUAGGUUUAGAAGAUGGUGACUUUAGCCAGUACGAACCUAUGGAUCAAGGCUCAGAAUGCUAUACGGACCAUAGUAAUAGAAGCUCAGUCACUGAAGAGGAGUUGGCAAAUCGCACCAAAUUUUAUGAACUAUUAGCGGAAGGCGAUAAUAUCGAAGUAUCUGAAAGUGAUGAUCAUCACUACGAAAGUAUCAAAGUUAACAAUGAUCCCAUUUAUGAAGAAAUUGAGAUGCCUCCUCCACUACCAGCUAACCCUCCUCCGUCCUUGAUACUGGACGAUUUGAAUUUGGACAAAGAGUUUACAACCAGGUCAAUCUUCGAAGGAGCAUCCAAAUAUGACAUCCUCAGUUACUUAGUAGACGCGAAAGAACGCGGCAUAGCUCAAGAAGAGGGCUACACAUACAACUUUCAUUCCAAUGGAAACAACGAAGAUGAAGCCAAAGAAUCGUAUAAUAGAGCAUCUCACAUGAGCACCGUCAGUGACUCGAGUGAAGAUAAUUCUUUGAUAAUAUCAGGUGCCCUAAUUGACGAAAAAGCAACAUUCCAAAAACCUGCAGAAGUCGAAAGAAAUGACUCCGGAGUGGGAUCAGAAACGAGCAAGUCGAGUUUGAGCAAAUACCGAAGCAAACCGGAAAUAUUUGCAUCUUGUGAAGACUGUGAUUCCACGUUGGACUCCAAAACUGAAAACGAUCCUCUUUUGUGUAGGAAAUGCGUCAAAAAGCGAUCGGAACGCAAGGAAAUCAUCACGGAAAUUGUCGAAACUGAAGAAAAAUAUAGCAGAGACUUGCAGAUUAUUCUUGAAGAGUUCUAUCAGCCUAUGCUGGUGGCUGGCCUGUUAACUGCCGAUCAGCUAUCAGCCAUCUUCUUAAAUGUGGAGGAACUAUUAGAGAAUAGUCAGGCAUUGGCUGAAAGACUGCGAGAUGCGGUAGAAAUCGCUUUGGAGCAAGGCGAUGACGACCUCCUGACUGUAAAUAUCGGUAAACUGUUCCUUGAAGCAGCUCCAAUGCUUCACGCUUUUGAAACUUACUGUGUUCGCCAAGGUACCGCCAGUCUACUUUUAGCCGGUCUUGAAAAGGAAAAAGAACUGUUGCGAAUCUUCCUGAGGGUAUCGCAAAUGGAAAAUACCAUGCUGAGAAGGAUGAAUUUGAACUCGUUUUUGAUGGUUCCGGUCCAGCGGGUGACCAAGUAUCCUUUGCUAUUGGCGCGAUUGUUUAAAGUCACUCCGACCCAUCAUGAAACGAGGGAGCAACUUAAGGAGGCUCAACACAAAAUCGAACUUCACUUAAACCACAUGAACUCGGAAACGAAGGACGUACCAAGCAAAUUAUGGAGGAGAAUAGGUAGCAGUUCGGGUAGAAGACCAAGUACCGAAAUGGAUCUAGUAAACAUCAAGUUGCGAAAAAUUGCUGUAGAUGUGUUAGACUGGAACCAUGAAGAAGCUCGCUUUGUGCUUGAAGGAAAACUACUGUUCACUCAACCAACAGACAAUAAUUGGAGAAAAGGACGCACCAUCAAACUUACCCCCGUCAAUGCCUUGUUGGUGAUAAAUGGCAAGACGCCCCUAAACAAGCCAUCUACAGAGAAGACGGACGAAAAUGGUUUGAUGUUUUCCAUGAAGCAAUCCGGAGUGCGAGAAGCUGCUCUCUUACUAGUUCGAGAUAAGAACGGGCGUUACUCGCUGCUCAGAGAGCCGCUGUAUCUGGAUCGUUGCGUAAUUGCAGCGGAUCCCGCCUGGCAAAGUUACUUUGAGGUUCAGGAAUUGCUAAACAGGGACACUUUUAUUUUCAAGGCUGAAGAUGAAGAUCAAACGCAAGUAUGGUACAGGAAGCUGCAAUAUCAUGCACAAGGGAUGGGGCCAUGGAGGAAACGUCGAAACGCCCUUGCUAAUAUCAUGAUAAAUGGAAUGGGGCUUCGUUCGUAGUACUAAUCUUCAUGCAAAUCUGUUUGGAAAUUAAUGCGCAGCGAUGGAGGCAAUUUGACAUGCCAGUAAUUGCCCAUUCAAAUUUUGUACGAAAUAUUAGCGAUUAUUUUAAAAUAUGCAUUAAGUUUAAACUUAGGAGAAAUUUAAUUCCUACUAAUACGAGUAUUAACAUUUCGAGAACGUAGUUCUGCUGUCUAGAAACAACAACGAAAAAUCUUAACUCUGUUAGUCAUAUUACGUAACCCAGUAGUAUCCUUUUAUAUAUGAUUUAGGGCGCUUUUAGCGAAAUGUACAGACAACUUUGAUAAACGAGGUUUUAAAAAUAAUAAUCAUUAGCUGUGAUAUUUUGGUUUGGUAAAGGCUAAUUACAUAUUUAAACGACAACAAUAUUGUGUACGUAGUUGUAAUUUUCCAUAUUUAACUUACUUAAUGUAUUGUCUGUUUAAACGAAGUUGUAAUAAAGAUAAUCAAUGCUG